Indicator indicator is the source of this 2371-nucleotide messenger RNA. It is a transcript of the gene PKM, whose product is annotated as pyruvate kinase M1/2. The coding region runs from base 53 to 1645 and encodes 530 amino acids. Lineage: Eukaryota; Metazoa; Chordata; Aves; Piciformes; Indicatoridae. Gene Ontology annotation, biological process: glycolytic process; cellular response to insulin stimulus. Gene Ontology annotation, molecular function: pyruvate kinase activity; potassium ion binding; magnesium ion binding. Gene Ontology annotation, cellular component: cytoplasm. The record is from RefSeq and is a predicted model, not a curated record. The transcript is spliced from 11 exons.
GGACGGGCGCGGGCCGAAGCUGAGCGGCGGCAGACACAGGAUUCCAGCAACCAUGUCGAAGCACCACGAUGCAGGGACUGCUUUCAUCCAGACCCAGCAGCUGCACGCUGCCAUGGCAGACACCUUCCUGGAGCACAUGUGCCGCCUGGACAUCGACUCAGAGCCCACCAUCGCCAGGAACACCGGCAUCAUCUGCACCAUUGGCCCAGCCUCCCGUUCAGUGGAGAAGCUGAAGGAAAUGAUUAAAUCUGGAAUGAAUGUUGCCCGCCUCAACUUCUCUCAUGGCACCCAUGAGUAUCAUGAGGGCACAAUCAAGAACGUGCGAGAAGCUACAGAGAGCUUUGCCUCUGAUCCCAUCACCUACAGACCUGUAGCUAUUGCACUGGACACCAAGGGACCUGAAAUCAGAACUGGACUCAUUAAGGGAAGUGGGACAGCAGAAGUGGAGCUGAAGAAGGGUGCACAGCUCAAAGUGACUCUGGAUGAUGCCUUCAUGGAGAACUGCGAUGAGAACGUGCUGUGGGUGGACUACAAGAACCUAACCAAGGUGGUAGAUCUUGGCAGCAAGAUCUACGUGGAUGAUGGUCUGAUUUCUUUGGUGGUUAAGGAGAAAGGCAAGGACUACGUGCUGACAGAGGUGGAGAACGGCGGCAUGCUGGGCAGCAAGAAGGGAGUCAACCUGCCCGGUGCUGCCGUCGACCUGCCAGCAGUCUCCGAGAAGGACAUCCAGGACCUGAAGUUUGGCGUGGAGCAGAACGUGGAUAUGGUGUUCGCUUCCUUCAUCCGCAAGGCCGCCGACGUCCACGCCGUCAGGAAGGUGCUGGGGGAGAAGGGGAAGAACAUUAAGAUCAUCAGCAAGAUCGAGAACCACGAGGGCGUGCGCAGGUUUGAUGAGAUCAUGGAGGCCAGCGAUGGUAUUAUGGUGGCUCGCGGUGACCUGGGCAUUGAGAUCCCUGCUGAAAAAGUCUUCCUUGCCCAGAAGAUGAUGAUUGGGCGCUGCAAUAGGGCUGGCAAACCCAUCAUCUGUGCCACUCAGAUGCUGGAGAGCAUGAUCAAGAAGCCUCGGCCGACGCGCGCCGAGGGCAGCGACGUGGCCAACGCGGUGCUGGACGGCGCAGACUGCAUCAUGCUGUCCGGGGAGACCGCCAAGGGAGACUACCCGCUGGAGGCUGUGCGCAUGCAGCACGCGAUUGCUCGCGAGGCCGAGGCUGCAAUGUUUCACCGCCAGCUCUUCGAAGAGAUUUUGCGCCUCAAUGUUAACCAAAGGGACCCUGCCGAUGCCAUGGCGGCGGGCGCGGUGGAGGCCUCUUUUAAGUGCUUAGCUCCAGCCCUGAUAGUUCUGACCGAGUCUGGCAGGUCUGCACACCUGGUGUCGCGGUACCGCCCGCGGGCACCCAUCAUUGCCAUCACCCGUAACGACCAGACCGCGCGCCAGGCCCACCUCUACCGCGGCAUCUUCCCUGUCCUCUGCAAAGAGCCGGCCCUGGACGCCUGGGCGGAGGAUGUGGACCUCCGCGUCAACCUGGGCAUGAAUGUUGGCAAAGCACGUGGGUUCUUCAAGAGCGGCGACCUGGUGAUCGUGCUGACGGGCUGGCGCCCCGGCUCCGGCUACACCAACACCAUGCGUGUGGUGCCAGUCCCCUGAGCAGCUGCACACCUCCCUGCCCCCAUCCCCCUUCUCCCCCUUUCCCUUUGCCUUAGACCAGCCAUCGCUUGCGCUGUCCUUGUCCUUAGAGUGGGUGUAGGUUGCUAAACACUGCCCAGUGCAGCAGCAGCAGCAGGGGGAAGAGACCUUAAAUCACUAAAAAAAAAAGAAAAAUAUACUUGAAGUGUUUAGGGUUUUUUUUUUUAAUUUUUUUUUUGUGUUUGUAGUUCAAACCUCUCCCCUGUCCCGAUGUAAGUUGGAGUCAGUGUAGGAGGUUCCUGUGUGCUGCUGGGACUCCUCUUAGCCUAGUGACUGUCCUCAGGGUGUUGUAUGUCCCUUUCCUUACCCCUCUGGUGAGGUGUUUUGGGAAGGGGAGAGGUGACUUGUGGUCAACGGUUCCGCUGUAACCCUCCUCACUCCAGGGAAGCUGCUACUCACCCCCCCUCCCCCACAGCCAAACUCUGUCCUGGCCAGAAGUCCCACCCCCUACAGACCAAAUCUGGGGUGAAUCCAACCCCCUCACAGCUAAUUGGGUUUUUUUGUCAGGGGUGGGGGCAGAAGAAAGGUGCUGGCUCCUAGGGCCGUGCUGAGAGCUUCCUCUGCAGCAUCGUCUCGUGUGUUUAGUGUGUUCCCUGUUCCCCCCCCAGAGCCUUUCCCUCUCUCUCCACGCUCUACUGGGCCCCUGGGGUGGCAGAGCACAAUUGUCCAUCAAUAAAGAAGCUGAAG